AUGGGGACCACGGUGAUCUCGUCCCUCACAGGCGGGAGCUUGAGGCGUACCCUGCGUGUGCAGAUGCCGCUUUCAAAGAACAUCCAGGGGGCCCAGGCGCCCAAGGGCCGCGCCCAGGGCCGGCUGCCGGGCCUACCGUCGCCCGCGCUCUGCUGCGCCUGCGGUCUGUGCGUGCUGCUGGCGGGCGUGAACGUGACACUGGUGGGUGCCUUUGCCUCCUUCCUGCCGGGGCACAACGCACCACUGAUCGUGGGGCCGACGCUGCUGGUGCUGGCGCUGGGCUUCUUCGCGGCCUGCUGCGUGUGUAGCGGCCGGGGCCCUGCGCCCCGCGCGCGCUCCUUGGCGGCUGCUGGCCGGGAUCCAGGCGCUGGGCGCGCCGGGCCCGUGGCGCUGGAGAUGGAGAGCAGCGAGCGCACGGCGCAGGACACCACAGCCGUGCAGCUCAGCCCCGCCGCCUCGGCCGCGUCCUCCGGCCGCUCCAGCCCCGGCCCCAGCCUCUUCGCCCUGGACCCGCCGGCCCCCACAGCCGUCUAUGUGCCACGACCCGAAGCAAACCAGCUCAACCUACCCAGGGAGCGGGCCGCCUCCUAG
Messenger RNA from Dipodomys spectabilis (banner-tailed kangaroo rat), 591 nucleotides. It is a transcript of the gene Tmem275, whose product is annotated as transmembrane protein 275. The transcript has 2 exons. The record is from RefSeq and is a predicted model, not a curated record. NCBI's taxonomy places the organism in Eukaryota, Metazoa, Chordata, Mammalia, Rodentia, Heteromyidae. The coding region runs from base 1 to 591 and encodes 196 amino acids.